AUGUCCUCCAUAUCCAUCGCCUCCAUCCCCCGCCUCCGCCCCUCAACCCUUUCCACCCUCCUCCUCGACUCCCCCUCCCCCACCUCCAUAGCCAUUAUCGACGUCCGCGACGACGACUACAUAGGAGGCCACAUCCGUGGCGCCCUCAACUUUCCCUCCCAGACCCUCGACGCCACCCUCCCGACCCUCAUCCGCAAGCUCCAAGACAAAGAAACCGUCAUCUUCCACUGCGCGUUAUCACAGCAGCGAGGUCCCGGUGCGGCGCUCAAGUACCUGAGGGAGAAGGAGAGGCUUGCCAAGCUGGAGGAGCAGCAAAAACAGAAGCCACAAGAAGAGGCGGAGGCUGAGGGAGAAGGGGAAAACAAGAAGCCGGCUGUGGAGCAGAGAGUAUAUGUUUUGGACAGGGGGUUUGUUGGGUGGCAGGAGGCCUAUGGGGAGGAUGAGAGGUUAACAGAGGGCUACAGAAAGGAGCUUUGGAAGGAUGGGUAUUGGAUGUGA
Messenger RNA from Podospora pseudocomata, 498 nucleotides. It is a transcript of the gene ibp1, whose product is annotated as Cdc25 phosphatase Ibp1. The coding region runs from base 1 to 498 and encodes 165 amino acids. Gene Ontology annotation, molecular function: protein tyrosine phosphatase activity. The record is from RefSeq and is a predicted model, not a curated record. Lineage: Eukaryota; Fungi; Ascomycota; Sordariomycetes; Sordariales; Podosporaceae. Gene Ontology annotation, cellular component: nucleus; cytoplasm. The transcript has a single exon.